UCUCAAAUCAGAGGGAUGCAAAGCUUGUCGUAGUCUGACACGUUUCAUUCAAUCCAACCCGACCCAUCAAUUCUUUUGUUCGGGUUAGAUGACCCGAAUUUUAUUCAAACGAACCAGUCAUGAUAAAAGCGGCACUGCCUCGCUGCUGACUACUACUCCUCCUCCCUUCUGCUUCUGCGUUACUUUAAGAAAACAAAAACAAACUGAAUCUGACUCUGAUACGACGUCGCAUUUGGCCAUGGAGGCGUUACCCAUCCCCACUGACACGUUCAAGCUAGGGUUCAUCGGAGCAGGUAAAAUGGCGGAGAGCAUCGCCAGAGGGAUCGUCCGAUCAGGCGUUCUACCUCCAAAUCGCAUCUCUACGUUCCACGCUAACCCCAUUCGACGCCAAGCCUUCGAGUCCUUCGGCGUCGAGCUCCUCCACAGAAACGACGACGUGGUGGAAGAUAGUGAUAUCGUCAUUUUCUCUGUCAAACCUCAAGUUGUUAAAGAUGUAGUUUUGCAGUUGAGGCCACUUCUUUCCAAAAAGAAGCUGCUAGUUUCAAUUGCUGCUGGAGUCAAAUUGAAAGAUCUGCAGGAGUGGGCUGGUAACAGCCGAUUUAUUAGGGUAAUGCCAAACACUCCUUCUGCUGUUGGUGAGGCAGCAUCAGUUAUGAGCUUGGGAGUAGGUGCAACAGAACAAGAUGGAGACCUAAUAGCUAAAUUAUUUGGAUCAGUAGGAAAGACGUGGAAAGCUGAUGAAAAAUUGUUUGAUGCAGUUACUGGCGUUAGUGGCAGUGGUCCUGCAUAUAUAUAUUUGGCGAUAGAGGCUUUGGCAGAUGGAGGAGUUGCUGCAGGUCUACCUCGAGAACUUGCACUGGGUCUAGCAUCUCAAACUGUAUUAGGAGCAGCAUCUAUGGUUACUAGUACUGGGAAGCAUCCAGGUCAGCUAAAGGAUGAUGUAACAUCACCUGCUGGAACUACUAUUGCUGGCAUUCAUGAGUUGGAGAAGGGCGGGUUUCGUGGAAUAUUGAUGAAUGCCGUCCUCGCUGCUGCCAGACGCAGCCGAGAAUUUUCGCAGAGCCAGUGAGUGAUAUUCUUAUAUCAGAUGAGCUUUUGGCCCUUCCUUUUCAUAGCUCAGGGGAUAGAAUUCAUUUCCAGAGAAUCUUAUAGAUUCUUAUAUAUUGUCCCUUGCUACAAUAUGCUGAAUUAGAGUUUAAUUGAAAUACUGUUUUCAAGAUUGGACUACAGGUAGAAUAAGCUUAGCUAGCAAAAAUAAUAAUAAAAAUUUCUUGAUUUUAU
Prunus dulcis (almond) is the source of this 1281-nucleotide messenger RNA. RefSeq names its product pyrroline-5-carboxylate reductase-like. The record is from RefSeq and is a predicted model, not a curated record. NCBI's taxonomy places the organism in Eukaryota, Viridiplantae, Streptophyta, Magnoliopsida, Rosales, Rosaceae. The transcript is spliced from 7 exons. Bases 89 to 1069 code for a protein of 326 amino acids. Gene Ontology annotation, biological process: L-proline biosynthetic process. Gene Ontology annotation, molecular function: pyrroline-5-carboxylate reductase activity.